GACCUCACCACCACCUCGCUCUCACGCUGCUCCUCAAGGCCUUCAAGGACACGCCAGGCCGCUUCACGCGUCGUGGCAUAUACCCCUCUCGUGCUCGCUGCGCACGCCCGUCAUGCCGAGCGCCGUGCUGGGUCAGGCCAGCGGCUCGGCCGCGCACGCCAAGCUGCCGGGCGACUGGUCGCCGGCCGCGUACCGCACUGUCGCCAGCGAGCUGUGCGAGGGCCUCGAUCUCGGGCCCUCGGCGCCCGAGGUCAUCGAUGCCCUCGUGCACGUGCACUACUCCGUCUACGAUGCUGCCGAGCGCCUGAAGCGCCGCCAGGGGCGCCGGCUGCACAUGGGUCCGCGGUCGUUCCUCGACCUCAUUCACCACUAUGUUGCGCUGUCGACUGAGAAGCGUUCGGGCCUGGAGGAGGAGCAGCGGCAUCUGAACGUUGGCCUGGACAAGCUGCAAGAGACGGUGCUCGCUGUCGAAGAGCUGCGCAAGUCGCUCGCUGUCAAGGACAUGCAGCUCAAGGCCAAGAACACCGAGGCCAACGAGAAGCUGCAGCGCAUGGUCGCCGACCAGAAGUCUGCCGAGGAGAAGAAGGCGGCGUCGAUCGAGCUGCAAGCGAUGCUCGUCGAGUCGGAAAAGAGCAUCGCCAUUCGCCGCUCCGAGGUCGAGGCCGAGCUAGCCGAUGCCGAGCCGGCCGUGCUCGACGCACAGGCGGCGGUGAGCAACAUCAAGAAGCAGCACCUCACCGAGGUGCGCUCGAUGGGCAACCCACCGCUGCCCGUCAAGAACGCGAUGGAGAGCGUGUGUAUCGCCCUCGGCCACAAGGUCGAGUCGUGGAAGACGGUGCAGGGCAUCAUCCGCCGCGACGACUUCAUCUCCUCCAUCGUCAACUUCGACACGGAGCGGCAGAUGACGCGCGGCGUGCGCGAGAAGAUGAAGCGCGAGUACCUCUCGAAGCCCGACUACAACUUCGAGCAGAUCAACCGCGCGUCCAAGGCGUGCGGUCCGCUGGCCAAGUGGGUCAUUGCGCAGGUGCGCUACUCCGAGAUCCUCGACGCCGUCGGGCCGCUGCGCGACGAGGUCGAGCAGCUGCAGCUAGACGCCGAAAACACGCAGGCACAGGCAGCAGAGGGCCUGCGCAUCAUCGAGCAGACGGAGCAGGACAUCGCGCGCUACAAGGAGGAGUAUGCCGCGCUCAUCAGCGAGACGCAGGCGAUCAAGAGCGAGAUGGGCCGUGUGCAGACGCGCGUGAACCGCAGCAUUCAGCUGCUGGACAGCCUCGGGUCCGAGAAGACGCGCUGGGACGCUGGCAGUCGCACGUUCGACGCGCAGAUGAGCACCAUCGUCGGCGACGCGCUGCUGUCCGCGGCCUUCCUCACGUACGCGGGCUACUUCGACCAGCAGUACCGCGAGGGCAUGUGGAGCGCCUGGACGGAGCACCUGUCGCGCGUUGGCAUCAAGUUCAAGCCGGAGCUCGGCUUCGUCGACUAUCUCAGCACGGCCGAUGAGCGCCUCGACUGGCAGAGCAAGAGUCUGCCGGCCGAUACGCUCGCGUGCGAGAACGCCAUCAUGUUGCGCCGCUUCAAGCGCUAUCCGCUGCUGCUCGACCCGUCGGGCCAGGCCACGGCUUUCCUCAUGAACGAGUACAAGGAGCGCAAGCUCGUCGUCACCUCGUUCCUCGACGGCGCGUUCCUGAAGAACCUCGAGUCGGCGCUGCGCUUCGGCCAGCCGCUGCUGAUCCAGGAUGCGGAGCACCUCGACCCGAUCGUCAAUGCUGUGCUGAACAACGAGCUGCGCAAGACCGGCGGCCGCGUGCUCAUCCGCCUCGGCGCGCAGGAGAUCGACUUCAGCCCGAGCUUCACGCUCUUCCUCUCCACGCGAGACCCGUCCGUCGAGUUCUCGCCAGACGUCUGCUCUCGCGUCACCUUCGUCAACUUCACCAUGACGCGCGGCUCGCUGCAGAGCCAGAGCCUGGACCAGGUGCUGAAGAGCGAGCGGCCCGACACGGACAAGAAGCGCACGGACCUGAUGAAGCUGCAGGGCGAGUUCCGGCUGCGGCUGCGGCAUCUGGAGAAGAGCCUGCUCGUGGCGCUCAACGAGAGCGAGGGCAACAUCCUCGACGACGACAAGGUCAUCGACACGCUCGAGACGCUCAAGAAGGAGGCAAAGGAGGUGACGCGCAAGGUCGAGGAGACCGACGCCGUCAUGGCCGAGGUGGACGAGGUGACGGCGCAGUAUGUGCCGCUCGCCAAGGCCUGCUCCUCGCUCUUCUUCAUCCUCGACCAGCUGCAUGUCAUCAGCCACUUCUACCAGUUCUCGCUGCGCUUCUUCCUCGACAUCUUCGACCAGGUGCUGCAUCGCAAUGCGCGGCUCAAGGGCGUCACCGACCACCACCAGCGGCUCGACAUCCUGACGAAGGAUUUGUUUCUGCUCGUGUACCAGCGCACGAGCCGCGCGCUCGCCCACCACGACCACGUCCUCCUCGCCACGCUGCUGGCGGUGGUCUGGGCGCGUGAAGGCGCGGAGCCAGACGCGCUGGAUGGUGCUGAGUUUGCGUUCCUUCUCGAAGGCGGUGAUGCCGUCGCACAGCCUGCCUCAAGCAGCUCGGACACGCUCGAUGCGCUCUUGACGCCAGAGCAGAAGCAGCGCGUCCAGGCGUACCGCCGCCUCGCGACCUUCCGCGACUUGGCGGCGCACAUCGAGGGCGAUGUCGACGCAUGGCAGGCAUUCCUGACGGCGCCGGCGCCUGAGGCAGCCGUGCCGCACUUCUGGGAGGAGAGCAGCGAGCUCGUCAGCCUGGUGCGCGAGUUGCUCGUCAUCAAGUGUCUCCGGCCCGACCGCAUCGCGCCCGCCAUGGCCAAGCUCAUCACUGCCGUCUUCGGCACCGACAUUCUCUCGGAGACUGCGUACGAUCUGCAGCGCAUCGUCGCCGACGAGGUCAAUGCGCAGACGCCCGUCGCGCUGUGUGCGGUGCCGGGCUUCGACCCGAGCUAUCGCGUGGACAACCUGGCGCGAGCGGCAGACGUGCGCUGCAUCUCGGUCGCGAUGGGCUCGCAGGAGGGCUUCGCUCUCGCAGAUCAGGCCAUCACGACGGGCGCCCGCACUGGCCAGUGGGUGCUGCUCAAGAACGUGCACCUCGCGCCGGCGUGGCUCGGCCAGCUCGAGAAGAAGAUCUCGUCGUCGGGCCUCAACCGCAGCUUCCGGCUCUUUCUCACCUGCGAGACGAGCCCCGUCAUCCCGGUCAGCUUCCUGCGCGCCAGUCGCAUCCUCAUGAACGAGCCGCCGCCGGGGCUUAAGGCGAGUAUGCUUGACAACCUGCGCGGCAUCCCGCCGGCGCGGAUACAGAGCUGCCCGGCGGAAGCGAUGCGUCUCUUCUUCCUGCUCUCCUUUUUCCACGCCACGCUCACUGAGCGGCUGCGCUACACGCCGCUCGGCUGGUCGAAGGCGUUCGAGUUCAACGACAGCGAUGCAGAGAUGGCCCUCGACGUCAUCGAGACGUGGGUCAACCGCGUCGCCAAGGGCCGCGCGAACAUCGAUCCGGCGACGAUUCCGUGGCCGGCGCUGCGUGCGCUUCUCAAGCAGAGCGUGUACGGUGGCAAGAUCGACAACCCCGCCGACCAGUUGCUGCUCGACUCGUUCGUCGAUGGCAUCUUCACGCCGCUCGCGUACGAGCAGGCCUUCCGUCUCGUCGACUCGCCGGACAUGCCGCUCAUCGCGCCGGAGGGCACGCAGAUGGAUCAGUUCAUGGCGUGGAUCCAGAAGCUGCCCGACCAGCAGCCGCCGCAGUGGCUCUCGCUGCCGCCGACAGCAGAGCGCGUCAUCGCAACUGCGCAGGGUGCUGCGCUGCUCAACAAGCUCGUGCGCAUGCGCCAGUUGAGCGACGACGACGAGACAGUGGCGGCGCCAAUCGAGGGCGCUGCAGCUGCCGGACCGGGCAGCAGUAACGCCGUGGCCAGCAGCGCGACUCAGCCGCAGUGGAUGCAGGCGCUGCGCCAGAACGCCGCCGACUGGCUCGCCGCUCUGCCGCAGAAGAUCGCAUCGCUCAGGGGCGGCGCCAACAGCAUCGGCGACCCGUUGUUCCGGUGAGUGCAUCCGUCGUCGGUCAUCAUGCAUGGGCUGACUGUCCCGUGCCGAUCAGCUUCUGGGCGCGCGAGCACACUUCGGGAGCAGAGCUGCUCAAGCUCGUUCGCCGCGACCUCGAAGAGGUCAUCUCGGUCUGCUCUGGCGAGGC
Molecule: messenger RNA, 4223 nt
Organism: Tilletiopsis washingtonensis
Lineage: Eukaryota; Fungi; Basidiomycota; Exobasidiomycetes; Entylomatales
Product: putative cytoplasmic dynein heavy chain 2
Exons: 3
Coding region: 113-4078 (1321 amino acids)
Biological process (GO): microtubule-based movement
Cellular component (GO): dynein complex
Molecular function (GO): dynein light intermediate chain binding; dynein intermediate chain binding; minus-end-directed microtubule motor activity
Source: RefSeq, a predicted model, not a curated record